Molecule: messenger RNA, 1546 nt
Organism: Dendrobium catenatum
Lineage: Eukaryota; Viridiplantae; Streptophyta; Magnoliopsida; Asparagales; Orchidaceae
Exons: 6
Coding region: 296-1546 (416 amino acids)
Source: RefSeq, a predicted model, not a curated record
UUUUCACGUCUGCAAGCUGGAUUCCUGAAACGCGAAACAGUAGAGCGCGGCAUCCUCCAAUUAGGUCUUCUCUAUAUAUAAAUUUUCCAUCACCGAGAAGAUCAGAAGCCAAGCCUCCACCGUCACAUCAAUCCAUCUCGCUCCCGCAAGUUCCAGCGAGGCGUAGCUGGGUAUCAAGAGAGGAAGACUCAGAUGAGGUGGCCGGAGCGGUUGGCCUUCUCUUUAUUUUGGCAUAGCUAGGGUUCCUCGGCGAGGGUCGUCGAGUUUCUUCGGGCGCGGGUCGUCGGUGAGGUUCAUGGCGUACAGGAGGAAAGUGGGAAGCGCUAGGGCAUCGAGUAUAGAGGACAUAGGAUCUGCUGCGGUGGAGGUGACGUCGGCAGUGACGUCUCCACCUCCGUAUUCCAUCGCCGCGCGGGCGAUCAGGGAUUCCUCAGCCCAUGGAGACUCCUCGCUGUCGUCUGUGUAUGGUCAGUCCGCCAUUGCCUCUGCGAAUAGGGAGUCCAAUCGACAGAAGGCGGCCAACGCUGGGCUGGAUGCUACUUCUUAUGAGUACACAUCAAUGAAUAAUUUGAAUGAAUCCAAAAAUGGUUUUUGGGGUGUUCUUGCUAGAAAAGCUAAAAGCUUUCUUGAAGAUGAUACUGCGGCUCAGAAACUUGAAACAUAUGAAAGAGAGCAUCCCAAGAUGGUUGAUAAGAAGUCUGUUAGACAGUUGCAGAUCAAUCAAACCCAACAGCCGCCACAGAUUUACUCAAAGAUGGAGAUUCCACCUCAAAAAAGCUCAGAUUCUAUAACUUCUUCCCUUAAUUACAUUGGUGGCACCAUAAAAAAUGCUCUUGAAGAAGGCUUGACAAUUGUGGAGAACAAAACAGCUGACAUCAUUCAGGAAACCCGAAAAUUGCAAAUCCGGAGAAAAGGAGCUAGCCAAACCGGACAAAAUCAGGAUAAAAACAAAACAUCUUUGAACAGCUUCCCUCAAAUUCAGUCUGAUUAUGAAACACAACUGAAGGCAUCCCGCGACGUUGCAAAUGCAAUGGCUGCAAAGGCCAAACUACUUAUGCGGGAGAUGAAGACUGUCAAGGCAGAUCUUGCUUUUGCAAAGGAACGAUGCACUCAACUUGAAGAGGAGAACAGAAUGUUAAGAGAGGGUCUUGAGAAAGGCAGCAAUCCAGAAGAUGAUGAUCUGAUAAGGUUACAAUUGGAGACAUUGCUAGCAGAGAAGGGACGACUGGCGCAUGAGAACUCUGUCUAUGCUCGAGAAAACCGGUUCUUGAGAGAGAUCGUCGAAUACCACCAGCUCACAAUGCAGGAUGUUGUUUACAUGGAUGAAGGCGCCGAGGAAGUCACCGAAGUCUACCCUAUUCCACCCCUCUCAACUCUAUCUGCUAUCGCACCGCGAAGCUCAUCUCCAGAACUCGCCUCCAUUUUUGUUCCUGAAUCCUGUCCCAUAGUGCCGAUGCCGCCAUCGCCAUCACCAUCACCAUCACCACAUUCGUCCAGGGCCGCGACAACCAGGGCCGCGGCCGCAGCCACCAGUCCUCCUGAGUGA